Molecule: messenger RNA, 2478 nt
Organism: Melanotaenia boesemani (Boeseman's rainbowfish)
Lineage: Eukaryota; Metazoa; Chordata; Actinopteri; Atheriniformes; Melanotaeniidae
Gene: mgat1a
Product: alpha-1,3-mannosyl-glycoprotein 2-beta-N-acetylglucosaminyltransferase a
Exons: 3
Coding region: 589-1902 (437 amino acids)
Biological process (GO): protein N-linked glycosylation
Cellular component (GO): Golgi apparatus
Molecular function (GO): alpha-1,3-mannosylglycoprotein 2-beta-N-acetylglucosaminyltransferase activity
Source: RefSeq, a predicted model, not a curated record
UAGGGCGGGACUUCCGUGUCUCCCCUCAAACCAGGAAGUCGGCGUGUUACUUCUCCUCCUCCUUUUCUCGGUUUCAGCUGUGUGACAAACAACAGGCGCUCAGAGGCGAAAAGUUGCCCCUUUUUUGCGGACGUCUUAACAGGAGAGCGGCUCACCGUUUAACUUCGCCGGUUGUUAUCUAAGAAAUGCUCGCGCGAGGUGGAAGUUGGCGCUUUGUCAUGGUAAGGGGCUAAUUUCUACACGCUGCCCGGAAUUAGACCGAGCUCGCGGCAGCCACAGAUCAUGGAGGAUUUUUAAUAUUAACAUCUACCUUUUUCAACUAUACUCCAGGAUGAGUUGUGUUCUUUGUCACAUUUCAUCCAUUUUCUCCUUCACUGGCACUGAUUUGUGUCUUAAUAACUGUAAUAACUGCACAGUGAAGCAACUAUAUCUAUAAUCAUGUACUUUUGAUGACAGAGGAGUCAGGUAGCCCUUCCCAUAUCCCUUUCCUUUUGUCUGUAACAAGGACAGCUCUUUUUAUUCACACCCAGUCCUCCCGAACCCCCACCCCCUUCCUCCCCUGCCCACCACUUCCCAAAUCUCUGUGCCAUGAUCCGCAAAAGAGGCUGCCUCAUAUUUUGUGGAGCAUUCCUGUUUGUCACCUGGAAUGCCAUACUGGUGCUUAUGCUGUGGGGCAGGCCUCCGUCGAGCCAGCUGGAAAAGGGAGAGCAAGAAGUGGCCGAGGACCCCACGGGCGACAUGGUGGGAGAUUUGAUCCGAGUAGCAGACGAGUUGGAAGAAGAGCUGGAGCAGCAAAAGAAAGUCCUGUUCCAAAUUCAGACACUGUGGGAGCAGUCGAAGAGACAUAACGGGAAGGCCGUCGCCCCCAGUCAGCCCGUCAUCCCCAUCCUGGUCAUCGCCUGUAACAGGGUCACCGUGAGGCGCUGCCUGGACAAACUCCUCCAGCACCGGCCCUCGUCAGAGCUCUACCCCAUCAUUGUGAGUCAGGACUGUGGGCAUGCCGACACGGCUGAGGUGAUUCGCUCUUAUGGGAAUAAUGUAACUCAUUUGAAACAGCCGGAUUUGUCAGACAUCCCAGUGCGGCCAGAGCACAAGAAGUUUCAGGGUUACUACAAGAUCUCCAGGCAUUACCGCUGGGCUCUCAACCAAGUUUUCAAGGAGCUCUCCCAUUCCUCUGUUGUGGUUGUAGAAGAUGACUUGGAGGUGGCGCCAGACUUCUUUGAGUAUUUUCAAGCCCUGCUGCCACUCCUUAAAUCUGACCCCAGUCUGUGGUGUGUCUCGGCCUGGAAUGACAACGGCAGGGAUGGCUACGUGGACCCUGGCAAGGCAGACCUGCUGUACCGGACAGACUUCUUUCCCGGUCUGGGGUGGAUGCUCCUCAGGGAGGUGUGGGAGGAGUUGGAGCCCAAGUGGCCUGCGUCAUUCUGGGACGACUGGAUGCGUCAGCCCGAGCAGCGCCGCGAACGUGCCUGUAUACGGCCAGAGAUCUCACGCACUUUAACAUUUGGCCGUCAGGGCGUGAGUCUGGGUCAGUUCUACGACAAAUACCUGCGCUACAUUAAACUUAAUAGCGAGUCUGUGCCUUUCACUCAGCUGGACUUAAGUUACUUGAAGGAGGAGACGUACAGACAGAGUUUUGAUAAGGAAGUUUACAAUGCACCUGUGGUUACAUAUGAAGAUGUGAAGCAGGGCCUUCUUAAAGGACCGGGGCCUUUCCGCCUCCAGUACUCAAGCAAGGACAGUUUCAAAAUGCUCACUAAAAACCUGGGAAUCAUGGAUGACUUGAAGUCUGGCGUGCCAAGGACAGGUUACAGAGGGGUUGUCAGCUUCUUCUUCAAAGGAAGGAGAAUUUACUUGGCUCCGCCUCCAGGAUGGACUCAGUAUGAUCCCAGCUGGAGCUGAUGAUCUCUGCACCCCUACAUGCUGCAGCCUUUUGGUGUCUCUAAAAAUCUGUUAGGUAAAGGCUUUCCAGACCAAAGAUGAAAGUGAUUUUUCUAAUUCUGUCAUUAAAAUGCAGAAUUUAUUGUCCCUGGUAGGGAUUAUUGCCAAUGCUACUCAGGUCGUUUUCAUUACUCCCUGUGUCGGAAGCAGCCUGAACAGUGAAUUAGGCAAAUCUGCUGUAAUUCACCAGAGAUUUAUUUUUAUAUGAUGCUAAUUGUGCACAUUCAUUAAUGCAUUUGAUGCAGUAACCUAAUUUGCCUUUUUUUCUUUAAAUUAUUUGCAGUUUAUGGUAGACCAUGACCAAAUACAUUUAAAGAUACAAUCUGUGGUAUGCUUGGUUUUAGUGUCAGUGGUUGGUUAAUACUGCAGUAUAAUCUGUGAUUUGAUCGUGAUUGUUUGUCUUCUGUGGAAAUCAGUUCUAAAUUGUGUUUCAUAUGAUUUUUUUUUUAUUCUCCUAUAAAAUAUUUCUGUAGGGUUUGUCAUUUUACAAACAACUACAUCUGAGUACAUUUGCAUAUUUUUCAAUAAACAAAUCUA